UCAGAUUGUGUAUGCUUUAAAUCUGAGGAGAAACCUCCACACAGAGCAGAGACCCUUGAAUUGAGAUGUUCCUCAACACAAUGCUGGUGGUCCUGACGGACCUGGCAGCCCGUUUUCUUGGAAACACAGUUUUUCGGCAGCACUUCCACCUGCUGCUGUCAGUGCUGCUGAUGUUUGGGCCUGGACUUAGUUUUUGGGUGUCCCAGCAUAGCAUCUUUGCCAAACGGACCCACUUCCUGUACAGGAUUUUCCUACGCUCCGGGUGGGGUUGGACCUCCAUUUUUGUGGGCUCCUUUGUGUUUGUCCUCUCCUUCUCCAUUCGCCGCUCUUUUUCUCUGUCUCUCCGGCACCUGUCCCGCCUCCUGCUGGCAGGAGGGUUGUGGCUUGGGUUCUGUAAACUCCUGGACCUGUUGGAAAAUGCCACUGGCAGCUGCUAUGAGCCGUUAGCGGGGACCUCAGACGUGUCCAGCGGUCAGCCUCUGCUGGUGCUGCGCGAAGGAGCGAGUAAGGCCGAGUGUCUUAAAGGUGGGAUGUUGUGGAGGGGCUAUGAAGUAUCAGAGGAUGUCUUCCUCCUCUGUCUGUGCUGUUUGCUCCUGGCAGAAGAAACAGCUGUGUUUGGCCCCUAUUUGAGCCUGGGAGGAGUCUCUGAUGCACCGCUCAGGAUCCUCUUCUUAUUCUGUGUCGUCCUUCUAAACCUCUGGAUCUUUUUAUUGCUCUGCCUGUUAGCUUAUUUUCCCCAGUUCCCUACUCAGCUUUUGGGAGGUGCACUGGGCUGUUUGAGUUGGAGAGUCCUGUAUCAGGGCUGGUACCGGAUGGGUCCAAGCUGGUACUGUCCAGGAAGGCCAGGCCUGGGACUACUCAACACUAAGAGCUGCUUGAAUGGAGAAGAGAAGAAAGAACAUACUCAGUGA
Boleophthalmus pectinirostris (great blue-spotted mudskipper) is the source of this 911-nucleotide messenger RNA. It is a transcript of the gene fitm1l, whose product is annotated as fat storage inducing transmembrane protein 1, like. The record is from RefSeq and is a predicted model, not a curated record. Gene Ontology annotation, cellular component: endoplasmic reticulum membrane. Lineage: Eukaryota; Metazoa; Chordata; Actinopteri; Gobiiformes; Gobiidae. Bases 66 to 911 code for a protein of 281 amino acids. The transcript has 2 exons. Gene Ontology annotation, biological process: lipid droplet organization; phospholipid biosynthetic process; lipid storage.